UGCAGUCUUUCCUCAUAAGAGGGAUGCUCCAGACCCCAAAUCAUCUUUGUGGCCUCCACUGAUUCCCCUUAUGUGGGAAUCUUCAGAUUUCAGUUCAGUAGCUGCUCUGUCUGGUGUGAUCCAGAGUAUGGAUGGGAGAGAGGGAAGGGCUGGAGUAAAUUUGGUGGCGAAAUGAGCCAAGGCAAUGGUAACAAGGUCUUGCUUUACCAGCUCUGGUUCCUGGUGUCUAGAAGAAGUGGCAUCAGCUGGUUUUGGUGUGUGAGUGGACACAGGAAGCUCCCUCACAUUUAUUCCAACUGGAGCCCCUGUGGCAGCUUUAUUGUUUUUAGAUUAGAUAACAUCAGAUCUGUGCAACUUUAUCCUUUUUGGCCAUCAAACAGUGGGGAAGCUGAGCACACAAGCCAAAUUAUGUCUGUGUUGGCUCCUUUAGUGUCAAAAGGCAGUUCUUUAAGGUGUUUUAAAUAGGAAGAUAUUACAUGAAGGAUAGUUAAAAGGGAAGGGUUGUGUUCCUAUAGGUGUCUAAGAGGCUGAGUAUGAGGAUUUGGUGUAUCAUCUUGCUGUGCAACCUAGUCUGGGAGCUGCUGGGGAUCGUUCCCAGUGGGAGUAUGGGAUGAGGAGAAGCUUUCUGCCAAAGCUUCUUGCUUAGGAAAUUCUAGUGCUGUUUUAGGUGUCCUGGCGGGUGUUUGAGAGGGAGGGAGGGAUGACUAGGCUGGGAAAUGGCAGAAUUGCCUGUCUGGUGAAAUAUGGUUUUGGAGACAAGUAUCAUGUAACAAUCUAAACUUGAGCUCAGUGGUGGGGGAAUGGACUUGGAACUCGGUUCUUGCAAGAAAACAAAACCCUAUAUCUUUAUAAUAAGGCCUCAGCACUGUGGUUGUUUUUUUUUUUUCCCAUCAUAAUGACUGUUUCUUGGUAUUAACUCCUCUGAAUUCCCCUCUGAAACACUUGAGGGAACUCAAGGGGAUGCUUUCUCCUGCAUCCUGGCUGUGCUGCUGCUCUUUGCCCAGCUGAUCCGGUGCCACGUCCCUGUGGAGCAUCCUAGGGCUUGCCCUUGUGUGGAGGUGGGGUGGUCAAAUGUGUUUUCACACAUGUUUUUACCAGCAGGGUGAUUGCUGCUCAGAUCCAGUCCCGAGGCCACGGCCUCCUUUCUAGAAAGUGAAUUUUCUGAGAGGAUGUGCCCACCCUUUGAACUCCUUUGUUGAUGAGUUACUGUUGCUACAGCUACAACACACUUGUUCUUGCGGUAAAGCUUUAGUUUUCAAAAUAUCAAAAGCUUUAGUGCUUUUUAGUGCUGCACAGAUGAGGAGACCUUGACCCCCCCUUCAUCCACUCUGGCUGAGUUAAUACAUUUGUUUUCCUGAGCUGCAGCAGCAUUCAAACCUGACGAUAAGACGGGGAAUUCUGUGGGACCCAACUGCCGGCCGUGGCUGGGAGGAUGUGAUGCUUUGCUGCUGCCAAAAUCCGAGUCCUUCCCACAUCUUGUGUACGAAGGCAUAUGUUUGGGGGUGGCUUCAGAAAGGGAGAACGACACCAUUAUGUUUUUAACUUCCUCUCCUGUUUUGUUUCUCUGUGCAUCUGUAUUUCAGUCUUUCUCUGUGCAAAACUAGCAAAUCGGCUGAAGCACCUACUGCUAAAGAUCAGCCUUGGUACAGAAACAGUGGUAAUUAAAAGGCACUCGAAAGUUGUUGUUCUUUCGCCAUCACAGUCCGUUAAGGCGCCGGUAAGAGUAUAUCUGCUCCAAGGACAAGGUGUAGAAGGCAGUGAGAACAAGAGAUACUGCAGAGCAGGGUUGUUUUUGGUGUAAUCUGCCUUAUCAGCAUGUGAUGCAAAGACAGGGCAGUUUUCACAGGACUUGGAGGCUGCGUGGUGACAUGUUUUCUGUCCUUUGUGAAAUCCACCACGUUAUUUUGAUUAGAACACUAACGUAACCCCUGGCAGCCUCAAAUCUUACUGCCAGCAGCUAUUUCCCUCCAAAGCCUGGUGCAGUGCUAACAAGCAGAAGGAUCUCGUGUGCCCUGUUUACGCGGAGCUCUGGAGACGGAGGUGUUCCGUGGGAGGUAACAAGGUAGCGCUGUAGCUGUGUAUAUAAGGUGGAAAAAUGUUGUGUGUGCAGACAGGCUGUUGUGUUAAUUUGUGUUUGAUGGUGUUCAGAAACUCCAGCUGCAAUAAUGGCAUGACGUUAAGUUCUUUUAUACAUAAAUGUAUAUAUUUUGUAUCUGUGCAUGCACAUACGUGUAUACAUAUUUUUUUGUCUCGUGGGAAAGUCCGUGUUUGGAUCAUCGGUGCUUCAGCUGCUCCUGUACUUGAAUGUGAUUUUCUGAUGUUUGUUCAGUUUUUAGGUGGCAGAGACACGGUGAAGCUCUGUGUGGGGCAAGGAGAGCUGAUGGGGGAGCCUGGGGUGUGACCCAGGAUGGAUUGGCUGUGACGGCGUGCCUUAGCUGGAGAGGUAGUUACCAUGAAGAGUUCCUGCAGAGCUGGCCUCCACAGGGAACCGCUGAAUUCCACAUCCUCCACCUUCCACCAAGUCAAACGGGUCUCUGGUAUGCACUUAAAGCCAUAUCUCAAGUUACAGAAGAAAGAGCGAUCCCCAGAAAUAAGCCAGGAUUCCCUGCGAGGCCACCAAGGAUCAGCACAAGGAGAAAAAUACACCACCUGCACCAAACUGAGCGUUUUCCCAAAACCCUCCCUCGUGACUCCAUCUCAAAAGCUUCUGGGGAUUAUUUAUCCGAAUACUAUGUGCAAUAUGAACGGGAAAGGUCCAGCGGAUGGUCCGAGUGCAAGGGAAAAGAAGAACGCCCUGUCUGCAACGAUCCACCAGGGAGAGGAAGGGGAAGGGCCUCUGGAUGUCUGGGCCGUGGUGAAACCUGGCAACACGAAGGAGAAGAUCGCGUUCUUCGCGGCCCAGCAGUGCAGCAGCACCAGCCGGGUGGGCUCCAUGAAAAUCAAGAGCACGUGGGACAUCGACGGGAGGACGGCCAAGCGCAGGAAAAAAUCGGUGGACCUCAAAAAAGCCAAAAUCCAACUGGAAAGGAUGAGGGAGGCCAACGCCAGGUGCUCCCAGCCGGAGCCUUUUGCCUGUGGCAUCGAGCAGUGCUCGGUGCACUACGGGAGUGACAGCGGAGAGGGGGCGUUCCCGGGCCGGUCCCUCUCGGUGAUAGAGAUGGUGGCUUUCCUGGAGCAGCGGGCGAGCGCUUUGCUGGUGGACUGUGCUAAAACCUGCACGGCUGCUCCUGCCACGAGGCCGAGCGCUCAGCCCAAGGGGGCCCUUCCCGGCUCCGACCCUUUUUCCUCGGCCGGGGCGUGCGAGGUGCCCGCGGAGCAGCAGGGCGAGCCCGUGCGCGUGCUGGACAUGGUGGCCAAGCUGGAGUCGGAGUGCCUGAAGCGCCAGAGCGAGCGGGAGGCCGGGAGCCUCUCCCGGAACAACAGCUUCCGCAGAAACGUCGGGAGGGUGCUCCUGGCCAACGGCACCCAGCCCGAGGGAGAGGCGGGGAAGGGGGUGCCGGGGGUUCUGGCUCAGGGGGAUGGCUUGGGGGAGGCGGGGGUGGCAGAGGCGGGAUACGGAGGUCGUUGUGGUGCUCUGGGUGACGCCGAGUUGUGGGAUGGCGGCGCCUCUGCUCGGCGGCCUUUUCCUUCGGGGCUGGAUACCCGGAUGGGGAAUGUGAACUCGGGACUUGCUCACGCGGUGCUGGCGAUGGCAGCCGGCAGGAGCGACACUGAGACACGGAUUGAGCCUCCCAGAGCUCUGCUGUCCUCGUGUCCAGCUGCUGCUGCCAGGCUGCCACCGGAUCCCUUGCAGAGCAAAAACGCGACUGUUGAUUGUACGUCGAAGGAGCCUGUGAUUUUCCCAAAGCAGAGCCUGCAUCCUGCGAGAAAGGAGCCCUUGUGCAUCAGUAUAUCCGUCACCAAGACCGAGAAAGGGUGCAGGAAAGAGAAGCUCUCCAACUCCAGUUCCAGUGAGGAUUCGCUCCCGGGGAGGCUGUUCUUCCUCCAGGACGAGCAGCCUGCUGCUCACGAGCAACAGCCACCGCGGGAAAGUACCCAAGAGAAGCCAGGAGAAGUAGCCCAGAAUGAGGAUGAGGAUGCUUUGGCAUCCGGCAGGUUGUGUGUCAGGAGCAGUGUCCCUACAGAGCCAUCGGCCCCCUCUGUCCCUCCCACAGAAGGGGCCUUGCAAGUACUUGACGCUUCCUGCCUGAAAAGGCAGGUUUCGCAUGACUUUCUGGAGACCAGGUUUAAAAUCCAGCAGCUUCUGGAGCCUCAGCAGUAUAUGGCCUUCCUGCCUCACCACAUCAUAGUGAAGAUCUUUGGGUUGCUCCCUACCAGGAGCCUGGUGGCCCUGAAAUGCACUUGCUACUACUUCAAGUUCAUCAUCGAGUACUACAACAUCCGGCCGGCGGACUCGCGCUGGGUCCGGGACCCCCGGUACCGGGAGGACCCCUGCAAGCAGUGCAAGAAGAAGUACGUGAAGGGGGACGUGUCGCUGUGCCGGUGGCACCCCAAACCCUACUGCCAGGCCCUGCCCUACGGGCCUGGCUACUGGAUGUGCUGCCACCGGUCCCAGAAGGGCAUCCCGGGCUGUAAGUUGGGUCUCCACGACAAUCACUGGGUCCCCGCCUGCCACAGCUUUAACCGCGCCAUCCACAAGAAGACCAGAGGAGCGGGAGCCGAAGUGGAAGAGGAAUAUUAGUGCACAUACACUUUUCCUGCGAGAUUGUUUGGGGUAGGAGGAGAUUCUCAUGCCUUGUGCUGUUUACAGUGUAUAUAAUUGUCGUGGUUACUUUUUUUUUUGUUGUUGUUUUCCACAGGGCUAUGAAACUGCACAUACUCAAACACAAGAGCCUUUACCUUUUAGAUUAAAGAGAGCUUUUAGUCCAUCUCUGUAAAUAACACUAUAAAAAAACCCCUAAUUGUACAUACAGAGUCUACAGCUGGCUGAACAAGGUAACCCCCUACAAUGCAGCUAUCCCAGUGUUGCGGCUAUAGGUGUGUGUGUUUUUAAGUGUCUUGUUUCAAAAUCUGUAUAUUCCGCAUAAUAUAUGAAUGUUUCUGAGAAGAAACUCUAAAUAGGUAAAGGUCAACUUGUUUAAAGAAGCUGCAGACAACUUAACUGGACAACCUGAAACUUAGACUAUAGAACAGACCCAUUAUAGUAGCGUGGCAGUGGAUUUAAAAAAAAAAAAAAAA
Molecule: messenger RNA, 5178 nt
Organism: Neopelma chrysocephalum (saffron-crested tyrant-manakin)
Lineage: Eukaryota; Metazoa; Chordata; Aves; Passeriformes; Pipridae
Gene: FBXO34
Product: F-box protein 34
Exons: 3
Coding region: 2453-4681 (742 amino acids)
Molecular function (GO): protein binding
Source: RefSeq, a predicted model, not a curated record